AUGCGUUUGUUGCAUAAUAGAAACUACUUUCCCCUGCAAACCUCUCCUGACGAUGAUGAAUAUGAAAAACUUGAAAAUUCCACAAAGAGGAUUAUACGACAAAGAUAUUGGCACCAAAAGCGGAAUUUUCAGCUUGGAAUUAUGAGGAUUGCAUUUUGGUUUACAGUUGCCUUAUGCGUCAGCGGAAUAUUAUAUACAUGGUUCGAAAGAUGGAAUCCUAAUCCGGAGACAAUUUGUGAUUUAAGCGAUUUUAACAACACUGUUCAGAUGCGAAAAUUCAUAAGCCAAGGCUUGUACCUUACUCCAAAAAUACUAGUGUGGAAUGGAUUUUUUAGCUCGAACCUUAAAGACAGGCUAGAUCGUGAUAUGUUGGACUGUCGCGAGCUUUGUUAUAUAACCGACAGAAGGCAAUGUAUUAAUACGUUUGAUGCUGUUGUCUUCCACAUCCGUAAUCUAGAUUUGUCAGACCUUCCGCAUCAAAGGUUCCCAAAACAAUUCUACGUUUUCUACUCACUAGAAUCCCCUCCUAAUUCUGGUAGCGCAGCUGGUCGUAUACAGUCGAAGUUCUUCAACUUAACUAUGACCUAUAAAAGGGAUAGUGAUGUUUGGACUCCUUACGACAGUUUCGAAGAAAUUACCAACGCUACUCAAACAGAAGUAAUGAAUAGUUGGGAUAAGGUAAGGUCUUUGGUGUUGUCAAAGACAAAAUCCGUUCUAGUGCUGAGGUCAAAUUGUCGUAGUAAGUCAAAUCGAGAAGUCAUUAUCGAAAAAUUAAAGAAGUAUAUCGCCAUCUCGGAUUAUGGUAAAUGUAGUGGAAGAGAAUGCGAUGACAACUGUGAGAUGAAACAAAUUAGACAGCAUCGAUUUUAUUUAGCUUUCGAGAACAGUAUUUGUAAGGAGUAUGUAACAGAAAAAGCGUUCAGAAUGAAGAAAUUAAUUGUACCAGUAGUCCUGAAACGCUCAAUUGUUGCUAAUAUACUUCCAAAUGGUUCCUAUAUAGCCGUUGAUGACUUCCAGUCAGUACAAAGCCUUGGACGUUACUUGAAAAAGUUAGAAGGUGAUGAAGAGGCAUAUCUGAGAUAUUUUCAGUGGACUAAAAGGUUCGAAGUAAGUAGAAUGAGCAAGGAUAUUUCAGCUGGCUGUUCACUUUGUCGCUUUCUUUACCACGUUGGCAAAAAAACCAAACUUGUCAGAGAUAUUCGGAAAUGGUGGUUCUCCGAUGAUGCCUGUGACAGUAAUUUUGUUAACCAUUACUUAGAACGAAUAACAAAGGAGUGA
Enterobius vermicularis (human pinworm) is the source of this 1278-nucleotide messenger RNA. The record is from the annotation of a GenBank genome assembly. Lineage: Eukaryota; Metazoa; Nematoda; Chromadorea; Rhabditida; Oxyuridae.